AUGACAACUCCGUAUAUAGCGUCCGAACACUAUGUGGACCCUCACAUCGACACCGAACACCUCGCCAUAAACAACCACUUUUUUCGCCGUAUUCUGACGCGACUAGCGCUGCAUACUACGGCAAAGUUCUUUUCACGGGAUGGCCCUUGCGUGCCAAUCUCAAGACACAAAAUCGUCAAAUCAGGGUAUUGGACUCAUCUCACAGAAGGUGCAACUAUGAAAUACUUGGCUGAAAAUACGACCAUUCCGGUGCCGAAAGUCUAUUGCUCCUUCUUGCACAAGAAAAGAGCGUAUAUCGUCAUGGAAAGGAUACAAGGUGAAUCUCUACCGAAAGCUUGGAGAAGCCUGUCCGAAGAAUCAGUUGAGGAUGUUCUUUCGCAGUUAAAAAAGAUAUUCCAGGAGUUGCGCUCCCUGGAACCUCCACCAGAUACGGCGGUGGAAAGCUGUGUUGGUGGGUCUCUGUACGACUCUCGCUUACCUUAUGGAAACCCACGAUUUGGCCCGUUCAAAAAAAUACAAGAUUUCCAUUUUUGGCUCAGACGAGAACUGAAACCCGAGGAUCUCAAAGAUAGGGAAAGGGAUCAGGAUUGGCACGACUUACAGGAUAUGAUAAGCAAACAAGAUGGGCCAUGGCCUUCUCCAUGUUUCACCCAUGGAGACAUCAAUCCGAGCAACAUUAUUGUUCGUGGGGGAACCGUAGUUGGAAUCAUCGACUGGGAGUUCUCGGGGUGGUACCCGGAUUACUGGGAAUAUACAUCGUCCUGGCAUGGUAAUGUCACAACAACAGAAUGGCAGGACAAGCUUGAUAAAUUCCUUGACGUACCACACCCUGAAGUACUCAAGAUGGAACAAGUUCGCAACAAAUGGUGGGGUGAAUAUUGA
Molecule: messenger RNA, 882 nt
Organism: Penicillium verhagenii
Lineage: Eukaryota; Fungi; Ascomycota; Eurotiomycetes; Eurotiales; Aspergillaceae
Product: kinase-like domain-containing protein
Exons: 1
Coding region: 1-882 (293 amino acids)
Source: RefSeq, a predicted model, not a curated record